ACAGAGAUGGUGGAGAAAGAGAAGGAGCAGAGCAAUCCAGAAAAUCCGACUGGAGAAGGGAGGAGUUCCUCUAGGACGCGUUCUCGUGCCUCUUCAGUUCCCCUCAGCCACAGGCCUGCUGCAGAUGAAGAGAGCUGCAAACAGCGCCCUGUGGGCGUGGAAGAGGUGUUCGAUAUCUUGCCGAUAUACGGUCAUCUGCAACCUGGGGAACAGCAGCAGGUCGUUUUCUCUUUUUACGGCCACGAAAAUGUCAGCAGAGAGGUGGUGGCACGCUGCCAUGUGGAGGAUGGGCCAACGUAUGAAGUGAAACUCAGGGGAGAAGCUUCGGUGAUCAGCUACAGCCUUGACUCUACACAUAUUGAUUUUGGUCUGCAGCUGUUUGAUCACAAAGGGGAGGCGGACGUGACGCUGAGGAACACUGGCAGGAUGGGCUUCACAUUUAACAUCAUAUACCCCAAAAGGGAGGAUGGGGAGGCAGGUGAGGAGGCAGGACAGAAGAAGGCCCUGGUAGAGGAGCAAACUGAGAACGGACAGGAAGUGAGACCAGGGCAACCCAUGGUCACUCCCACUGAGGGUUACGUUGAUGCCGGUGUAGAGCAAUGUCUGCAUGUGCUGUACCUCCCUGGUGUCCCCGAGCUGUUUGAGAAGCGGCUCCAGCUGCAGGUGGCCUUCCUCCCGCCGCAGGACAUCAGGCUGACCGGAGAGGGCGUGUUCCCAAGGAUCACACUGAAUCUUCCAAGAAACAUGUCAGAUGAGUGCUACCGUGAUGUGGUGCAGCAGGCCGGAGCAGCGGUGGAGGCCGACAGAGUCAAAGAGGAGCUUUUGACCGCUGGUGGAGGAGCACCGACCGAGGCCAACUGCACCCCCACAUAUGAAGAGCUGCUUCACAUGGAGAUUGAGAGAGCGCUGGUCAAACAGAAUGCUCUCGCUGUGACCGGAAGCCUGCAGGAGCGCAGAGACUCACAAGGCUCCUCCAGAAAGUGGCACAAACUUAGUCAGUUUCCUCUUCCAGAGUAUGUUUUGGAUUUUGGUUAUGUCAUUCUCGGCCAAGUCCUCAGUCACACUGUGAAUGUGACCAAUACUGGAGCAGUGGCUGUGUCCUUCCAACUCAAUGAAAAACCUCUAGCUGGCUCAGAAUUCCUCAAAGUUAGCUCUUCAAAGGAUUCAGCCCAGACAGACGUGCAAAAGAGUGAAAAACCGCCCUGCGGAGAGACACGAGACUUAGGCCAGUCCAAUGACCCCCAAGAUCCAACCUGA
This is a messenger RNA of Notothenia coriiceps (black rockcod), 1257 nucleotides long. RefSeq names its product hydrocephalus-inducing protein-like. Gene Ontology annotation, biological process: cilium movement; axonemal central apparatus assembly. The coding region runs from base 7 to 1257 and encodes 416 amino acids. NCBI's taxonomy places the organism in Eukaryota, Metazoa, Chordata, Actinopteri, Perciformes, Nototheniidae. The transcript is spliced from 8 exons. Gene Ontology annotation, cellular component: axoneme. The record is from RefSeq and is a predicted model, not a curated record.